Misgurnus anguillicaudatus (oriental weatherfish) is the source of this 974-nucleotide messenger RNA. RefSeq names its product actin-binding Rho-activating protein. Gene Ontology annotation, cellular component: sarcomere. Gene Ontology annotation, biological process: positive regulation of transcription by RNA polymerase II; positive regulation of Rho protein signal transduction. The record is from RefSeq and is a predicted model, not a curated record. NCBI's taxonomy places the organism in Eukaryota, Metazoa, Chordata, Actinopteri, Cypriniformes, Cobitidae. Gene Ontology annotation, molecular function: actin binding.
GACCGGCGCUCUUUGAAGGAUGAAAUCUCAACAGUUAUUGGUUCAUCAGAACGGACGUCACACGAUUCUCUGCUCUUAUUGGUUAGUUUACACGUCACUCACUGUCAGAUGCCAGAAAAAUAUUCGCUCUGCAACUUGCGUCGCUGUUGCUGCAUGACGACCGUCGCCAAUAGGACAAACAAGCGGGGUAAACAUGCUGAAAGCUAAAGCUGCGCUGUGAGCCAAAGGUCACCAUGGAGACGGAAGUUGCGCUUGCGCAGUGCGCUAAUGAUAGCGCUGAGACCUGCACCGUGUCUGUCAAAGGUCUAACAGAGAACUGGCAGAAGUGGUCUAAUGAUCACUGUGAAAACCAGAAACACAACCCCUUUAGCAACGGCAGGGUGGUGCCUCCUGGCAUCCAGCGAGGACAGGAGGGCUACGGCAAGCCUUUAGAAGGCUCCAGAACAGAGCAGAGAGGGAAAGAUGCCCACUCUCAUAUUAGCAGAGAGGUCACAGAGCUCUGCCAGGUGAUCAGAGACAUUGGGGUGAAUGGAGAGAAUGGCAGGCCCGCUGUGCGUUUUGAUGCACUGUUCGAACACUACGUUACAAUUUCUAAUAAAGUAGUGGGAGUUCUGCUGCGUGCACGCAAACAAGGGUUUGUGCACUUUGAGGGUGAGAUGCUAUGGCAGGGGAGAGAUGAUGGAGUGGUCAUUACCUUGUUACAGUGAUUUACUGUACAGCAAUAACAAGCAACACAUACCUGCCUGCCAAAGUGUAUAUUACUGUCAAACUUUGCAUUAUGGGGAGGUCACAAGCUGUAUUUCUUGCACCAGUCACAUUAGUUUGCCAUCACUAUGCAGACCUUUAAAAGCACAAAUAUUGUAACCUCUUAAAAAUGUUUUUUAUUUGUAAUAAAUUGCAUUAUACUGUAAGAUAAAUUUGCACAGAAUGUACUGUAUAUAGCAUACAUGCUUUUCUGUAUGGAAAAAAAUAAA